GCCACUCUCUCAACUCAAAACACAGCCAACUUCUUAUAGGUAUUUUUCACCAUGUGACGGAUCGACCACACGGCAAAAGAUUAUAAUUUCAUUGCUUUUAUACCUCAAAAAUUACUUCGAGUACAGUUUUGAAAUGGUUUAUGUCUUUUUUUGAUAAAGGUUAAUGCGGGCUUUUGUAAAUUAUCACUUUUUUGACGUGUCUGUUAGACACGGUUGCGCUCGCCACCACCAUGAGCGAACGGCGUAAAUCCGGGACGCCGGCAACGAUACGGAACUUCGACACAGAGAAUCUCCCCCGCGACCAAAAUGUUCUAGAUAUAGACCCGAAUGCAAGUCCAGAGGCUGGGAUUGUGUAUGAAAUAAUUGAUGACGUCAUUCUUAGCCUCUGCUUUGAUGUGCAUCGAUCUAUCAAGCUCGGGACCUUUAAUAUUGAAGAUGUAGAUGAUGAAGUGAUCAAGCAAUAUGAAGUUGUAGAUUCAGAGGGGCUUGAUGUAUUUGGCCAGGUUCCACUCAAGAAGCCUGUAGAUUGCAUCUGCCCUAAUUGCCAGCGUAACAUGGCGGCCUCCAGGUUUGCUCCACACCUUGAAAAGUGUAUGGGAAUGGGCCGAAAUAGCAGUAGGAUCGCCAGCAGGAGGUUAGCAACUGGCAAAAUGAUGGAUGAAGAUGAAGAAGAUGUGUACUUUGAUGAUGACUGGACCUGGAAUACUGACCGUAAACCAGGAAAGAAAAACAAGCGAGAAAGGCCUGGAAACUCACCAAGGCGUGCAAAGGCACCAAGAAGAAAUGGAGAGACAGGAACCCCGCGCCCUGGAACUCCAAGCUCAGUAAACAGUGGGGAGAUGCCAGCGGCAAGAAUUGGCCCCACGCAAGCGGCAUUUGAAUCACUAGGAAUAGCGGAGAAAAAGGCUUUGAUGUCACAGACGUGUGGCGUUAUAUCAGAGCACACAGGCCGCAUGUGUACGCGGUCUCAGCGUUGUCCACAGCACACCGAUGAACAACGUCGAUUAGUCCGACUGCGCAUGCUCGGUCCGCAAGAAACCGAGAGCGCCUUAUCUAGGGUUCGUCCAGACGGCUCUUCUUUUGAACCAGAAGAUGUAAUAGAUGUAGAUGGUUAUGAAGAUGGCGACGGUCCUUCCCUAAGAGACACACUUAGCAGAUUGUCUUGGGAAGAGGAAUCAAAUGCAUCCACUGGGGAUGAUCACUCUCCUGCAGCCUUUGGUAUUUCCGCAAUCGUAAAGAAAAAAAGAAAGAAAAAAGCGAAACACAAGAGGCGCCCGCGGUAACAUAGGGCGUUGAUUGACAAUUAAAUUAGGCGCGCACUUCACACAAUAUUUCCCGAGAUGCUUGCGGGACGUUCGCUGUUGCAAAUAAUCAUGCACGCUGGAAAGCGAGCACGUGACACAUGUUCCGUUGAACCACGAUGUCGAUAUAUUGCAAAUAAAAUCACUUAUAUUUGAA
Nematostella vectensis (starlet sea anemone) is the source of this 1458-nucleotide messenger RNA. RefSeq names its product ataxin-7-like protein 3. Lineage: Eukaryota; Metazoa; Cnidaria; Anthozoa; Actiniaria; Edwardsiidae. The record is from RefSeq and is a predicted model, not a curated record. Bases 231 to 1283 code for a protein of 350 amino acids. The transcript has 16 exons. Gene Ontology annotation, molecular function: transcription coactivator activity. Gene Ontology annotation, cellular component: SAGA complex; DUBm complex. Gene Ontology annotation, biological process: regulation of transcription by RNA polymerase II; positive regulation of DNA-templated transcription.